This is a messenger RNA of Verticillium dahliae VdLs.17, 819 nucleotides long. RefSeq lists its product as uncharacterized. Lineage: Eukaryota; Fungi; Ascomycota; Sordariomycetes; Glomerellales; Plectosphaerellaceae. The record is from RefSeq and is a predicted model, not a curated record. Bases 1 to 819 code for a protein of 272 amino acids. The transcript has a single exon.
AUGGAUCCUUACAACAACAAUCAUAACAACUACUUCCUGCCUUGGGGCAGCGAAGAUGAAAACCAUCACGAUCAAAGGCCCAACAAUCACAACAACAAUCACAACGACAAUCAGAACUACUACUACCCCCCUCCUCCUGUUUCUCCCGGCCCUCCUGUUCCUCCCAGCCCUCCUGUUCCUCCUGUUCCUCCCGGUCCUCCUGGUUAUCUCGGUCCUCACGGUCCUCCCGGUCCUCUCGGUCCUCUCGGUCCUUCCGGUCCUCCUGGUUAUCUCGGUUUUUGCGGUCCUCCACCCAGCCCUCCCGGUUCUAGGGCAGUCUGUCCCAGUGCCUGGUCCAUGCCUCCUACAGCUCCCGCCCCUCCCACAGCUCCCGUUCCUCCCGCCCCCUCCCUCCGGCAGACCAUGUCCACAAAGGCUCACUGGAAGUGCCGACUUUGCAGCUCCCGCAAGUUCACCUCGCUGCCGAAGAACCAGCGACACCCUCGGGACAAGUGCCGCGCUCCCCUCUCCAACCCCCGCCGCAUCGUUCAGCACUACGCCACGAUGCACUUUGAGCACAGCGAACUCGAGCGCUGCAACGAGCUGGCCGACUGUCUUGAGGCCAACCGCGCUUUCUUCGCUCCCUGGAUCGAGCGGCGUCUGCGGGAGUGUAAUCUCGAUGCCAGCCAGGACAUUGACCAUGCGAUCUACCACCUUCGUCGUUCGGGCAAAAUGCUCAUGACACUCCGUAAGGUCGCCUUUUGCGCUCCCAAGGAAGUUGCUCCGACUUCCAACGAGGAGGAUUCUGCUCCAGCUCCCGGCGAGGAGGAAACUCAGUAG